CAUGUGCAAAUCCGUUUUAAAAGGAGGGUGUUAAUGUCAGGCCUGCUCUUCUCUAGCCUGCGGGGACAAGAAGAAGACACUAAGUUGUGUUAGGGACAACAUUAACUUCUUAAAGAGUAUUUUAGUUGCCCUUCUACCCCGCUAUCACCAGGCAUUGAGAAGAGGAGUUCUUGCAACGAACAGGUGACGAUAACCAUGAAAUGGUGCUGGGUGUUUUUAGGGGUCUUCGCCUCUUUGGGGACCCUGUCCUGGGGAGAGAAGGGCUUGGAGAUCCCUGAGUAUGAUGGCAAAGACCGUGUCCAUGAACUCAGUGCCAAGAACUACAAGUCCAUCAUGAAGAAGUAUGACGUAAUGGUGCUUUACUACCACAAAAAUGUGGAUGGGAAUCGCAGUGCCAUGAAGCAGUUGCAGAUAGAGGAGCUUGCCCUGGAGUUGAUCACAAGUCAAGCAGCAUUUAUCUAUCAGCUUGCAGCCCAAGUUCUGGAUGAUUUUGAUGAUGAGGACAUUGGGUUUGGCUUGGUGGAUGAAAAGAAGGAUGCAACUGUUGCCAAGAAGCUUGGUCUGGAUGAAGUGGAGAGUAUCUACAUCUUUGCCGAUAACGAGAUUAUUGAGUAUGAUGGAGAGCUGGCCGCCGACACCUUGGUUGAGUUUCUUUAUGAUGUGAUUGAAGAUCCCGUGGAGAUCAUUGGCAACGACCGUGAGCUUAAGGGUUUCCACAACAUGGAUGAGGUCAUCAGGCUUGUCGGCUACUUCAAGAGUGAAAAAUCUUCUCAUUUCACUGAGUAUAAAGAUGCUGCUGAGGAGUUCCACCCUUUCGUCAAAUUCUAUGCCACAUUUGACCCCAAGAUUGCCAAGAAGCUGAAACUGAAGAUCAAUGAGGUUGAUUUCUAUGAGCCAUUUAUGGAUGAACCUGUCCCUAUUCCAGGAAAGCCCUACAUCGAGUCUGAGAUUGUUGAAUUCAUUGAGCAGCAUGAUAGGACCACUCUGAGGAAACUUGAGCCUUACAGCAUGUAUGAGAUCUGGGAGGAUGACAUUGAUGGAGAACACAUUGUUGCCUUUGCUGAGGAAGAUGACCCAGAUGGCUUUGAAUUCCUGGAAAUUCUCAAGGAAGUGGCACGUGAUAACACUGAUAACCCUAACCUCAGCAUCAUCUGGAUUGAUCCUGAUAAUUUCCCUCUGCUGGUUCCAUACUGGGAAAAAACCUUCCGCAUUGACCUCUCUUCUCCUCAGAUUGGUGUAGUUGAUGUUGAGGAUGCUGACAGCGUGUGGAUGGAAAUGGAUGAUGACGAUGACAUGCCAACAGCUGAUGAGCUCGAAAAGUGGAUCGAGGAUGUUCUGUCUGGAAAGAUUGAUCCAGAUAAUGAUGACGACGACGAUGACGACGACGACGAUGACGACGACGACGAUGACGACGACGACGACGAUGAUGAUGAUGAUGACGACGAUGACGACGAUGAUGAUGAUGAUGACGACGAUGACGACGAUGAUGAUGAUGACGAUGAUGAUGACGACGACGAUGACGACGAUGACGAAUAAAUGUUUUCUACUAUGUUUAAUUUCACUAUGAUUAAAACACAAAUGUAGUACCAGGUUUUUUCUAACAUCAUGUGGGGAAUCCCCCCCCCCACAGGUUUCCUACUGGGGACAAAUGUUAUGACCUUACAGGGAACUUUUUGAUGUCAGUUAGAAAAGGAGAUUUUCAGAGAUUACUGUCUUUGCUGACAAACAGGUUGCAGAUUAAAAUGUUACAGUAUUUACUGUAUGCCCUUUGACUGCAAAAAAUGGUAAUGACUUCACAGUGAAUGUGAGUAUAGAGACAACUUAAUGUUAUAGACUGUGGUUCACCCAUUUCUCAUUUUCUCUAGUAUACUGUAAGCCUGUUUCUAAUGACAUGUUUUCUACUUGAGGACAAGAAACACUUUCUUGUAAAGUUUUUAAAGAAAAUAAAGGUAAAGAUACUCGACAGUCUUAAAA
Molecule: messenger RNA, 1974 nt
Organism: Oreochromis niloticus (Nile tilapia)
Lineage: Eukaryota; Metazoa; Chordata; Actinopteri; Cichliformes; Cichlidae
Product: calsequestrin-1
Exons: 12
Coding region: 196-1536 (446 amino acids)
Biological process (GO): regulation of skeletal muscle contraction by regulation of release of sequestered calcium ion
Cellular component (GO): sarcoplasmic reticulum lumen; Z disc
Molecular function (GO): calcium ion binding
Source: RefSeq, a predicted model, not a curated record